CCAAUCAAUUCCAUACUCAGUGACACAAAAAUGGCAGUUGUUGCUGUGGGCUGGGAAAUUACUCUAGGUCCAUGCGGACUUCCUUCAAUUAACACAAAUUAUAUUUUGCUCUGGGCAAAUUUACCUCUACUAAACAGGAGCUUCUUCUCUCGCUCUCUUUGCAGACGUGAAUCCCUCCUCUCCUCUUCCUUUCUCUCACUCCAUCUCUCUCCCUCUCUCUGGUGGGCUAUGGCUGUGUCUGCAUGGCUAUGGGCACAGGGGCUCCUGGCUGCGAUGGUCUGGGUGCACGCUGUGGAGCCUUCAUGCAAUCUGCAGAGCAGGUCCAUCUCUGGGAGUCUGUUCAAGGAAGGUGAUGUGAUCAUUGGGGGUCUGUUCCCUGUUCAUUUUGUUGCUCCAGAACCUGACCACACAUUCACACACAAAGUGAUGGGAGGCCAUUGUCAACGCGUUAACCUGCGAGCAUACCGCUGGCUCCUGACCAUGAUCUUCACUGUGGAAGAAAUCAACAGAGAUCCAGCGCUGCUACCCAACCUCACUCUGGGUUACCUUGCUGCUGACAGCUGCCUGGCUGAGGGCAGCACCCUGAGUGCUGCGCUGGCGAUGGUGACAGGGCAGGAGGAGGCUGUAACUGGAGAACAGUGCACCAGGGCUCCCAGUGUGCCCGUCAUCAUUGGCGAUGCCCGGUCUGCUGCCUCCAUAGUGUUAGCUGAUACUCUGGGUGUUUUUGGCAUCCCCCUGGUUAGUUAUUUUGCUUCCUGUGCAUGUCUCAGUGACCGAACCAGGUUCCCCACCUUCCUCCGCACUAUUCCUAGUGAUGCCUUCCAGGCUAAGGCCAUUGUCCAUCUGCUGAGCCUAAUGGGCUGGUCCUGGGUUGGGGUUGUCUCCGGAGAUGAUGCAUAUGGGAUAAGUGGCGUGCAACUGUUGCUGAAGGAACUGGAGGGGUCAGAUGUGUGCAUUGACUACCUGGAGGUCAUCCCUAAAUCCCACACAUUGAGCAAGAUCAGACGCAUCAUCGAGAGAAUCCAGAGCUCCAAGGCUAGGGUGGUGGUUACUUUUGCCAUCAGCCCAGAUAUGGAGGUCUUGCUGAGAGAAGUGGUGAAGCAGAAUGUGACUGACAGGCAGUGGAUUGCCACUGAAGCCUGGAGCACCUCCAGUCACUAUUCUUCAUGGAGUGGCAUUUCGUUAGCAGGGACUCUUGGCUUUGCCCUACGGCAGGUUGAUAUCCAGGGUUUGGGCUUCUAUCUGACACAGCUGAGCCCUGGAGGGCAACAAAUGCAGCCACUGACUCAAACUGUUUGGGAGGAAAUGUUUGGAUGCAAAUUUGUGGUGGAAUCCCAGACAAACCCUCUCUCUGGACCACAGUGCACAGGCUUAGAGAAAAUGGAAAGCCAAGGGGAGCUCUACUUCGAUGUUAUUUAUAAUGUGUAUAAGGCUGUGUAUGCUAUAGCCAAUGCAAUUCACGACAUGCUGAUCUGUCAGCCUGGCAAAGGACCAUUUAAAAAUGGAGAGUGUCCUGAUAUUAAACUGAUACGACCUAAGCAGCUUCUGCACUACCUAAAGUCAGUAAAUUUCACAACACCAGUGGGUGAGCUACUUUAUUUUGAUGAGAAUGGGGAUGUAUCUGCCUCAUAUGACAUCAUUAACUGGCAUGUAGGACCUGAAGGAAAGGUAGCAUUUGUGAAGGUUGGGCAGUUUGAUGCAGCAAGCACACAAGAGCGAGGCUUUCAGCUGGACACCAACAAAGUGGUCUGGGGAGGAGGCUGGGGUGAUCAGGUGCCAGUGUCUGUGUGCAGUGAGAGCUGUCCCCCGGGCACCAGGAAAGCUGUGCAGAAAGGAAAGCCUGUUUGCUGCUAUGACUGUAUACCAUGUGCAACAGGGGAGAUUAGCAAUGCUACAGACUCCACAGAGUGUAACAAGUGUCCAGAACGGUUCUGGUCCAGCACUGAUCGGACAGUGUGUGUUCCAAUACAAGUGGAGUUUUUGUCCUUUCGAGAUAAUAUGGGCAUUGUCCUCUCAGUGCUGUCUGUUGCUGGGGCGACACUUACUGGGACCAUCCUGGCUGCCUUCUUCCAUCAUCGGGACACGCCCCUGGUCCGCGCCAACAACUCAGAGCUAAGCUUCCUGCUGCUGAUUUCACUCGAACUAUGCUUCCUUUGUGCACUUCCUUUCAUUGGCCGGCCUGUACCUUGGUCCUGUAUGCUGCGCCAUACCCUGUUUGGGAUCAGCUUUGUGGUGUGUCUGGCCUGUGUGCUCAGUAAGACUGUAGUUGUCCUGGUUGCCUUCAGAGCAACUCUGCCAGGAUCAAAUGUGAUGCGCUACUUUGGCCCUUUUCAGCAGAAAGCAGGAAUUUUCCUCUGCACACUGGUGCAGGUGGUGGUUUGUGUGCUGUGGCUGGUGUUAGCACCUCCUGUACCUACGGAAAGUGCAGGAGGUGAGCUUGGAGCUCGCGUGGUGCUGCUCUGUGCUGUGGGCUCAGUGGCAGGCUUCACCCUGGUGCUGGGAUACAUCAGCUUGCUGGCAGGUGUUUGCUUCAUUAUGGCCUUCCUCGCCCGGAAGCUUCCGGAGAAUUUCAAUGAGGCAAAAUUCAUCACAUUCAGUAUGCUGAUCUUCUGUGCUGUGUGGAUCGCCUUUGUUCCAGCAUAUGUCAGCUCUCCAGGGAAGUACACAGUGGCAGUGGAGGUCUUUGCCAUCCUGGCCUCCAGUUACGGCCUUCUGCUGUGUAUAUUUGCCCCAAAGUGUUACAUCAUUCUACUCAGACCAGAAAAGAAUCUAAAAAAGAACAUGAUGGCCAAAUAG
This is a messenger RNA of Electrophorus electricus (electric eel), 2796 nucleotides long. RefSeq names its product extracellular calcium-sensing receptor-like. Gene Ontology annotation, biological process: G protein-coupled receptor signaling pathway. Gene Ontology annotation, cellular component: plasma membrane. Gene Ontology annotation, molecular function: G protein-coupled receptor activity. Lineage: Eukaryota; Metazoa; Chordata; Actinopteri; Gymnotiformes; Gymnotidae. The record is from RefSeq and is a predicted model, not a curated record.